AUGGCACUGCGAACGGUUUCAGGAAAGAUACUGGCGACGUCCUUGGUUGCUGCGGUGACGGUGGGCGGAACAUACGGCUUCAUGGUGCAAAGACGAGUAAGAUUGGUCGAUCGAGGGCAAAUCACACGUUUCGAAACGAUACCCGAGUCCUUUGGGAAGUCGAGGUCGGUCAGUGAGAUUGUCAAUGCUGGAAACCAUGCUCGCGUGUCCGACUCGCGCUUCAUCGCUCUUGACAUCCCCUCUCAGCACCACGAUGUUUCUGACGAGGCUUUGCUGGCAAAGUUUGUCAAGGGAUACUUUGGAGGAGCCGUUAUAGGGCCUGAGAGGAGGACGCUUCAGACCCUCGGUCGUAACCUCGUCCAUUUCACAAAAGCUGCACCCGUGGCGAGAACCGACAUUUGGUCAUUAAAGGACCUCUCUGAUACGAAACUUCCCUCGCUCAACACUGUUUUAUUCGGCGUAUUUCAGACUCUAGACUCGCAUCUGGCCACGCAACAACUCAGGGAUGGAACGGAUCGCACUGAAAGCUACGUCGACUUUGGCUUUGGCAGCGACAAGUUUUGGUUCGGUGGCGUGCAUAGGUUCGCAGUCGUGAGAUCAAGGGACGAGGAGGGGAAGGAAGCGGUGCAGGUUCACUAUCAUUCCAUGUCCUGCAAUCCGUCUGUGAAUAAACCCCUGAGGCCGUGGUGGAUGUUUGAGUUUCACAAGGCGUAUGCGGAUUUGCUGUUCAGGGAUGGCGUUUCUGAGAUUAAAAGAUGGAUGGGAUCAGCGUGA
Messenger RNA from Fusarium keratoplasticum, 774 nucleotides. RefSeq lists its product as uncharacterized. The transcript has 2 exons. Bases 1 to 774 code for a protein of 257 amino acids. The record is from RefSeq and is a predicted model, not a curated record. Lineage: Eukaryota; Fungi; Ascomycota; Sordariomycetes; Hypocreales; Nectriaceae.